AUGCAAUUUCUAUGUGUUUGGCUAUCUUACAGCCCUGUUACUGUGCAUAGAUUCUUAGGGGGACCGUCUGAAGAGGUCUGGCAACAUCCGAGUUGUGCAGAGUCGAGUUUAUCGGACACAUCGACAGUCGUAACGCGUAAACCUACAUAUGGAGCAAACCUUUCUCUACUCAUAGCUGAAGCAGCCAGUGCCGAUUCAGAUGAAUCCGAAACCCUGGUGCGUGGACUUGCAGCAUUAUUGAUUGGAAUAUGUAUUCGAUUCAAUCCUGGAGAUAUUCCCGGACUCGAUCAGUAA
This is a messenger RNA of Protopolystoma xenopodis, 294 nucleotides long. The record is from the annotation of a GenBank genome assembly. NCBI's taxonomy places the organism in Eukaryota, Metazoa, Platyhelminthes, Monogenea, Polystomatidea, Polystomatidae.